AUGCUCAAAUCCACCCUCCUCUACCUCCUUGGCGCCUCCCUAGCAAGCACCUCGCCGGUGCUUGAAACGAGAGACAUCUGCAGCCACACCCCGGCCGACGGCCUCGUCGGAAAUGCGGUGGCGAGCGUAGCUUGCGCACAAUUGACCAUCGCCAACGAAGGAUGCUCGGUAACGGUCAAGUAUCCGGCCGACAUCUACGGGGACUCGUUCACUUUCGACAGCGCGUCCAAAACCUUCAAGGCUUUGCGCAAAAGCAAGCUCACAUUCACCGCGGCGCCGAAGCCCGGCUACAACGCCGCGGUGUGGUCGGGCACGGCGGGAACGAGCAACCCCACCUCUUACUCGGUUCCACUGACCGGCCAGCCCGCCAGCAUCUCUGUCAAGUGCGCCCCCCCGCUGCAGUGCACCGCCGUCGGCCAGCCUUGCAUCUUCGAAUACCCCGAGGACUGCUGCUCCCAGACUUGCGCCUGGACAAUGCCCCUUACACCUAGUAGUGAUGGUGUUAUGACAGAGAGCUUAUUGGGAUUGCCGGGGUAUUGUAAAGCGAUGGGACCCUAUGGUUGA
Messenger RNA from Aspergillus uvarum CBS 121591, 564 nucleotides. RefSeq lists its product as uncharacterized. Lineage: Eukaryota; Fungi; Ascomycota; Eurotiomycetes; Eurotiales; Aspergillaceae. The record is from RefSeq and is a predicted model, not a curated record. The coding region runs from base 1 to 564 and encodes 187 amino acids. The transcript has 2 exons.